Molecule: messenger RNA, 1370 nt
Organism: Pelagomonas calceolata
Lineage: Eukaryota; Pelagophyceae; Pelagomonadales; Pelagomonadaceae
Source: the annotation of a GenBank genome assembly
CAAAAGAGGCUGCCCCCGCGCCCAGCAAUGCUGCCCUUGGACGCCUUCGACGCGUAACGAUGCGCAACGGCCUCCUGCUUACGGCUGCCGCAGCCGCCGCCAUCAAUAAUGGCUGUGACGACCGCCUGCGACCAGGUUGUGGCAGGGUUGCGAUCGCCCUCGUGGGCGGCUUCAGCGACAUCACGCGCGGCGGCCACCACGCGAAAUUCAGCAGCGCAAGCGCGAUCAACGCGUCGCACCCGCUCACGCGGGCCUGGGUCCGGGUGACGAGCAAGUCGCUGCGGAAACAUGUCAGAGAGCCGCUCGCCGAGGCCUACGCGAGCGCCGCCGACGUCUUCGUGUAUUCCUGGGACCGGCCGCUGGAGUCCGAUUUCGCCGAGCGCUACGAACCGGUGGCCGCGGAGUACGCGGACAAUGCCCCAGUCCUCGCGCAACUGCCACAGCUGAAGGGAACGCUACCAAAAGAGUGUGACUCGACUUUGGUAUCGAGGCGCUUGACGAGGCCGGAGAAGCGCGUGAAACCCCGCCCGAAGAAGAGGACGAUGCCAAAAGCGCAGGAGGCGUGCCACCCGCGAGGCAUGCACUACUCCCGGAGCGACGCGACGCGGGCCCACGCCGUCGGCCACAUGCACGCCGCGUCGGCGUCGUGGGCCUACGCCGUGCGCGAGGCGCAUCGCCUGAUCACGGAGCACGAGGCGCGCCGCGGCGGCCUCGAAUACGAGGCGGUCUACUUCGGCCGCCCGGACAUCUACAUGCACAAGAGCCUGGCCGCGGCGCGCGUCCCGGAGGGCGCCGUGCUCAUGCCGUCGCCGGGCUUCGGCGACAACUUCUUCCUGAUGGCGCGGGACAACGCCCGUAGAUUUAGCGAGAUGUACCACGUCGCGGAGACGUCUUACGGGUGCGAGAUUGGUUGCGUCACGUCCGCGGACCGCUGCGCCUUCAAGGUCGGGAAGCGCCCGUGCGAUGCUGCCACGCGGGCGAAGGAGGACGUCUCCGUCGAUGGACAGCUCUGGAAGUCCGUGUUCGUGCAGCGUCGCAUGAACGCCACGCUCGUCGCGGCCCUCCGGCAACCGCUCGACGUGGCGCCCUAUCGCUUUUUUUAUGAUAUGUGCAAACGGUUUCGGCCCCUUGGGGACGAUCCGCGGAUAGAUCCCGGCGUCGCGACGACGCGAAGCGCCCUCUAUCACGUCGGCAUCACGCCCGGAGUCCUCGAUAUUUUAUUGAGAGAGGAGUGGCUCGGCGGCCGGAGACCGUGCACGUGGCUCUGCAACGCGUAUCCGGCGGCCAUGGACGAGGGGAGCUGCCGCGGCAAAUCAUCCGCUGAGGAGACCAAUCCUCUUCUGUUCUAGCUUGUUUAAAUUUAAUCUUGA